CCGGCGCGGCCCGCGGCAAUUUUCUUUUACACGCCCGCCGAGGCAGCUUGCUGUGUCUCUCCUUAUCUACUUUUCUACACGCUCCAGUAGGCUGUUACUAGGAGAAAGUGAAAUGGAAGUUCUUCGCCCACAGAUUAUAACAGUCGAAGGGAGGAAUUAUAGGAAGAAUCCUAUCCAAGAAAAAACUUACCAGCAUGAAGAAAAUGAGGAGGAUUUCUAUCCAGACUCCAUGGAGGGUGCUGAUGAGCCCUGUGAGGCCUACGCGCUGGAGCAGACCCCGCAGGGCUUCCGGUCUGCAGUGAGCGCCCCUUGCCUGCUCUACAAGCAUAUAGUUGGAAAGAGAGGGGAUACUAAGAAGAAAAUAGAAAUGGAGACCAAAACUUCUAUUACCAUUCCUAAGCCUGGACAAGAUGGAGAAAUUGGUGAGAAUCAGUCCAUAUAA
Molecule: messenger RNA, 442 nt
Organism: Octodon degus (degu)
Lineage: Eukaryota; Metazoa; Chordata; Mammalia; Rodentia; Octodontidae
Product: activating signal cointegrator 1 complex subunit 1-like
Exons: 4
Coding region: 113-442 (109 amino acids)
Biological process (GO): regulation of DNA-templated transcription; DNA alkylation repair
Cellular component (GO): nucleus
Molecular function (GO): RNA binding
Source: RefSeq, a predicted model, not a curated record